AACAGCGAAAGCUACACCCAGCGCCGCUGUUCCCUGUGUUCGCAAUAAAGCAACAUUUCAAAUUGUUUGACCAAUCACAGUGCGUCACAGUGUCCUAGGGCUAGAUAAUCAUCCCUAAAUUAUUUAGUACCUGAUUUAAUAAAUCGGUCGGAUUCAAAAUUUAUAAAUUUUGCAAGUUAUCUUAAAUAUUUGGCAAAAUGACAAAUUUGUAUGUAGAAAAUUUUACUAAUCUCUGUUGGAUAUUCCUUGGGGACAAAGUGUGUUAUGGCUUUCCUUGAAGUUCUUUGAAAUCGAAAUGUGUUCGCGACGGAAAACAGCGUAAACUGGCGUAAACGACGAAUGCGAAAGUGAAAAGUGUUAAGACGUGAAGGUUCGUGUUUCGAUUUGUCUUCAAAAAAAGGUCGUAAAUUUAAAUUAUGGCGGACAAUAUGGCCUCGACAGAACAGGAAAAACGUGUUAAGCAGCUGAAAAGAGAGUUAGAAGGAUGGCGAGAAGUAAUCAUACCAGUGAACUCGAUUUUGUUGUGGGAAAAGAAUUGGUAUCCUGGAAUGUUGGUUGGUCUGACAACCACAGUAUUUUUGUUUUUGUGGUACCUGGAUCCGUCUGUAUUGACAACUGUGUCUGUUCUUGGUCUCAUAACUACAUUGGUUGAUUAUUUAGUUCCAACUUUGACAGCGAGCAUCUGCCAUCCUGAUAGUUGGACUGGUCUGAAAGAACGUAAACUGGAAGAAAUUUGCCGCAAUUUAAUUGCUACACAAACACAAUUGAUGUUCUAUUGGGCUCUAUUUUAUGACAUGCGUCAGUCACGUCCUCGAGUGAGACAUAACCUUCAUGGAAUUGAAGUACCCCAGUUUAAAUCAAUUAAGAAGUGCUACAUUAUUUAUAAUUUACUCCCGCAGCACCUGCCCAAACAAAAUGCCAGUCAAAUACGUUGGUUUGCAGAAGCCAAACUCUCUGUGGAUCAAAUUCGAGAAAGAGUUCUUAAAGUUUGCACUGCCUUUGACAAGGUCACUGCUGACAAGAGAUUGGUCACAUCAAAAAGAUAUUUUAGUUCCAAGCCUCCUCUCAGUCUAGAAAGUAUUCGUGACAGAGUGUUAUUGGUCUUAAAACUGUAUGAUAAGGUAGAACCCACAAAGUUGACAGUAGAUUCACAUUUCAUCAAUGAUUUGGGACUGGAUUCCCUAGAUCAUGUAGAGGUUAUUAUGGCGAUGGAAGACGAGUUUGGAUUUGAAAUCCCUGAUGGUGAUGCAGAAAAACUACUGAGACCAGCAGAUAUUGUUCGAUACAUUGCAGAUAAGGAAGAUAUAUAUGAAUGAUAACUUGGAAGUGUGAUAAUUAUUUUGUAGCAUUGUUAAUUUUGAAAGUUUGAUUGUAUGAUUUGUUGUAGGAGCCAAUGUUUUCAAACUGGCAUCAAAUUAUCUCUUUCCACUAGUUAGUCAGAAAAGGAACUUUUUUGCCAGAAUUGUACAUUGGGAGAUAGGUUGAAACUACUACUGAAGUAAGUUUUGCCUUCACUGGUGUAUAUUAAAAUGUGAGAAACAUUGAUUGUUUUAUUGCUUCAUCUCUUUGAUGAGGUAAUGAAAAUUGUAUAAAACGCUUCUAGCCCUGUGAGCGAUGGCAUCAAGUACAGAAAUAAAAUUGCCCUCUAACACAUUGGGAGAAAAGAAUAUGAUUUUUUUGUAUAAAAUGAUACUAAAUGAGUUAAGAAUAGAUGUGUGCCUGCUUCUAUUCUUUGACCUUCCUUGUAAAUUUACCUACCGGCAGAAUUAUGAAAUUGGUGUAAUGAAUGCCUGAUCUGGGUUUGAGAAAGAAAAGGUUAACCACAAACAUAUUCUACUUUUUGGAAGUUCCAGACUAUGCGAGUUGAAUAAUGGGAACUUGUUCUGAAAGUUGAGUAUUUCAAAGUUUGUCAAAUAUUUGCAUUGUUUUGGUUUUGAAUAUCCUACAUUUAGUUGAGAAAAUGACUAUUAGAAAAGAUAGAUAGUUUUCGUUUCUUGCCGCCAUGUUUCAUUGCGACAAUUGGGUAUUAUUGCAGUUAAACAGAAUUGAAGAUGGUAUUUUUCAAUUUUGUCAUGAAUUCAAAAUGAAUAUGUGGCAUUUCAUUAAUUAUUUUUUUCCCCCCCACCUUAACUAAGACAAAGAUUCUGUGGAUUUCUAUUAAGUGUCUGUGUGGCUGUCUUCUUUUAGGGGGGAGGGAUACAUGUACUAGGUUUAUCAAAAUUGACAUGCUAAAUUCCCCAUCAAUAGAGUAAAAUUUCUCAAAAUAUAACUUCACUACUCUACAUUGCCGAGUUGGAAAGUGGCAAUUAGUUGAUCCAACAUUAAAAUUAAGUUGCAUAUCUUUCGUUGUCUGCGAGUUAGAAAACCAUUGACAAGUCAUAUCAGUUACGGAAACAAAACUGCAGGUAUUGUAUAACGAAAAAAAAUUGUACGUUAAAUUAAUAUGAAAAUGUUUUUUACAACACAAGGCAUCUGUCAAAAUUACUUAUAAAAGGUCUGAUUUUAUCUAUUUCCUCUGCAUGCAUGGGAUAACUUUUAGAUGAUUCUAUAAUUUGGCCCUUCAACUCCUGAAGACUUUGAGGUCAUUUGGAAAUUAAGAGUAAAUAAGUGACAAUGGAGAAUUGCUGAAAUAAGGUGCAGAGCAAACAUGGGUAUCCCAAGAAAAUCUACUGAGGGAUCACUUAGUUUAACACAUGUUCUAUGUUGAUUCUUAGGAUAUCAAACCCUGGUCGUGGGUGUAUGCACUAGUCAUUACUCCACUAGACUCUUUGUUUCUAGAACCAUUUGUGGGU
Gryllus bimaculatus (two-spotted cricket) is the source of this 2792-nucleotide messenger RNA. Lineage: Eukaryota; Metazoa; Arthropoda; Insecta; Orthoptera; Gryllidae. The record is from the annotation of a GenBank genome assembly.